AUGCCAAGGAAUAACAAUAAACAAAUAAUGACAAUAUUUGAAAAUAGAAUCUAUAGAGUAAUAAUAGAAUAUCUUUGGUUUGAUAGUAAGAAUAAGAGUUAUGCAAGAUCAUUGUGUUUGGUCAAUUGGUACUUCCACCGUGUCAUAUGCUCUUUAAAUGUUAGUUUUAAAGGUAGUUUCAAAGAUUUAAACGAGUUGUUCACUCAUCAUUUUCAGAAACAAUCAUCAUCAGAUUCAUCGUCAUCACAACAAUUAAACAAAUGUGCAUUGUUUAGUUCUUUGACAGAGUUAAGAAUUGGUAGACAUUACUAUAGAGAACCUAUACCAUAUGAUGAUCUGAAAAUGAUUUUACCGAACAUUCGAUCUUUUUCCAGUUUAAGACCACGUGAAUACAAAUUGAUGGUUGAAAAUGGAAUGCACUCACUCGACUAUUUGGAAGUAAAUACAGAUACAGAAAUUGAUUUGUAUGCAGAAAAGUUUCAGUUGUUGUCAUCCAACUUGAAACAUCUAAAGAUGGUCGUGCACCGAGUAGAUUCCCUCUGUCAUCAAUUCGAAACUUACUUUCCAUUCACUAGAUAUCUGGUGUCAGAAGCAUUUCAAAAGUUGACAUCUCUCGACAUCGUAGAUACCAAUACACUUGGCAGUUAUUGUUACUUUAUGGCCGAUAGUAGAGAUUCAUCGAUAUUGUUUGAUGGUCUCCUCAAUUUUCAAUCUCUUCAACACUUGGGUUUCACAUUCGCUUAUGAUAUAGUAGUAAAGACCGAGUUCCAUGAUGUACUUCUCGAAUACCUAAAGAAGCAAAAGACAUUGAGAAGCUUCCACUUUCCACACAGGUUUCAUCAAGAAAAUAACCGUUGUUUAAGGCAUCUCUUGAAGAAAUCAUCGAUUGAACAAAUCUCUGUUAAUAUUUGUGAACUGAUUUAUUGGGAGUUUCCAAAUAUCAAUCGAAACAACCUCAAGAAAUUGAGAGUCAUAUCAGAUCUAAACAACAGGUUGGAUUAUGGUAAUUUAGCAAGCGUAAAACAUGUUAAAAUCAUUCAAACCAAUUCAGAAUGGUCUAAACUCUACGAAAUCAGAUCUCUUUUAGAAUCACAACAAGAAGAGCAAGCUUUAAAAGGAUUCCAUGCAAACAGAGUAUUAAAACUCAAAUAA
This is a messenger RNA of Heterostelium album PN500, 1152 nucleotides long. RefSeq lists its product as uncharacterized. Bases 1 to 1152 code for a protein of 383 amino acids. NCBI's taxonomy places the organism in Eukaryota, Evosea, Eumycetozoa, Acytosteliales, Acytosteliaceae. The transcript has 3 exons. The record is from RefSeq and is a predicted model, not a curated record.